Molecule: messenger RNA, 5435 nt
Organism: Acipenser ruthenus (sterlet)
Lineage: Eukaryota; Metazoa; Chordata; Actinopteri; Acipenseriformes; Acipenseridae
Exons: 4
Coding region: 118-1137 (339 amino acids)
Biological process (GO): regulation of transcription by RNA polymerase II
Cellular component (GO): nucleus
Molecular function (GO): DNA-binding transcription factor activity, RNA polymerase II-specific; RNA polymerase II cis-regulatory region sequence-specific DNA binding
Source: RefSeq, a predicted model, not a curated record
GUGAAAGUUUCACUGAAACCUUGCAGACUGUCUAACGGAAGCUACGUAGGGAAGAGAGUGUGUGUAGUGAGGAAGUAUUAGUUUUCCUCUUCUUGGAGAACAAAGGCGCUACUGUUGAUGGUACAUAGACACACACUCAAGAUGAAUACUGCCACGCAGAAUGCCACAAGAGGCUCUUCCAGUGGCACGCCCGGGACAUCCUCUGCAUCUCGUAGAUGGCAGGAAGGCCCCACACGAAAGAGAAAGCAGAGAUUUUCAGAUGCAGAUCUGGACCACCUUCUGGAAGAAGUCGACAAAAAUCAAGCAACACUUUUUGGUACUCCAGAGACUCCCACCACCCCACUUGAGAGCAGCCGGACCUGGGCCAAAAUUGCUCGGAACAUCAGUGCUGUUGGCAAGAUCCCCAGAGAUGGCACUAGCUGUAGGAAGCGGUGGAAUGAUGCCAGGAGGCAGGUAAAGAAGAGGAUGGCAGACCUCACAAGGGUCACUUGGCGCACCGUGGACACUCUGACACCGUGGGAGAUGAAGGUUGCCAGCCUCAUUCCCACAGAGGAAGUAGAAGGCCUCGGUGUUCUUGAAGCAGGCUUCCAAACCCCAGAGUCAUCAGAGGAUGUGAAAGGUUGGGCUCAAGAGGCACAAGAGCUUCCUUCAGAUGAGGAUGAGGCCAACACUUUUCAUCACAGAGGCCCAGCUUCCUACAUGACUGUCUGUGAGGAUGGUCGUGCAGUGCCCCAAGAAAGAACAAUGUCUGCAGGCAGGGAGCAGGGGGAUGAGCCCGAGGCAGCCUCCAUGUGGGAUGAGAACAGUGCCAGGAGAGACUCCUCGCCAGAAGACACACCGUCCACUCGGCGUCACCGCAUCACACCUGGCUGGCGACAAGCAGGCAUCAGCAUAGGCUCCUUAGAAGCAAGGGGAUCCUCCUUUAGAAGGAGGUCCACCGAUGAACAGCUCAUACGGAUGGAGGAGAGGAUACUGGCUUCGCAAUGGCAGGCCAAUACAGAGAUGAGGGGCGUAAUGGAGCUGAUCCUGUUGGAGUUUCGAGAGCUGAAUUCAAUACUCCGGCAAAGGCUACCUCAAGCACCAUCUCCCUCUGGGGAGAGCUCCACUGUUGUAGAUUCUAGCAGCCAAACGGAAUAAAGAUCCUUCUGUUCUGAAUAAAUAUGUGAAUAAAGCUUCCUCAUGUUCUGUACAGACUGAGCCUGUUGUGAAUAGGGUGACCAGACGUCCCCAUAAAAUCUGGAUUGUCCCGAUAUUAGGGGCUUUGUCCUGUGUCCCGAUCGAGGUACUGUCGGGACGCCAUUUGUCCCGUUUUUUUGAAUAAACGUUGAAAACCCAGGCGUAAAAUCUGACAUUUUUAUUUUCUCGUUAGGAAAUUUAGUAUAUGUGACUGCUGUACUGUCUCGCUGUGCAACAGCAUUCUCUGCUGGUUUAGGGUGUGUUGUUUGAGUGAGUUGGCUAUCCAAUCACAUUAACCUGCAGUCAUAUGAUGCGGUAUGCAUCGUGUUUUUCUUGGUGCAUGCGCUUGUGCGUCCGGUUUUACUGGCGAAGUGUCAUGAUGGCUGGUGUUGUUGACGAGCCUGUCACUAAAAAGCAAAAAAGACAAGUAUUGAAUGCAGUGGGGGGGAAAAAAAUGGAUUCAAUCAUAUGCCCAUGGUCGAGUUAUCCAAUUAGAAUUAGGGUUAUAAUUAGGAUUUCACUGACAUUUCCCUCACCUGUUUAACCUAAAUCAAAACAUUGCAGCACUGACUUUGUUCCACCUGCUACGCACAGUACAGCAGGUCACAGAAAAGCCAGUACAGACGCACUGAUAGGCUGAUUAAAACAUCAUUGUCAUCUGAACAGUAAACAAGAAGGUUAACUGCUUUGGAGUUUUAAAAUUAUAUUUCUCUAAGCUUUUGUUUUUGCCUAAGUGCAAUGCACACAGGAAGGUGAAGGAAUAAAAAAAGCCUAUCUACAGAAGAAAGAUACGUAGUUUGCGUCGCUUGCGUUGUGCAGUAGUUCACAAGGUUUCUUUCCUCCCCUCACCAACUGAAAGUGUCCCGAUUUUUCACUCUUGCUAUCUGGUCACCCUAGUUGUGAAUAAAGAUUCCCCAUGUUCUCUACAGACUGAGCCUGUUGUGAAUGUACAGCCAUGUCCUCAAGGGUGUGUGGCCAUGGAGGGAAUGAUCGUCGUAGGGAAUUUAGGGAACUCUAUCAUAGUCAUACCAAUGUGUUUUUUUUUUUUUUUUUUAAUACUUUAAGUGGAUACCACAAUGUCAGGAAUUUGUGGCUUUUUUAUUUUUAGUCAAUAUGGGAACACAUCCUGUUCCACGUUUAUGCCACAACAUGAUUUUCUGCGACAUGCUUUGACUGCUCAUGCGGAAAUAUCAAUUCCAGGGUUUGGAUUGCAACUCGUAUAAGCUUAUCAAAGAACCUGAAAAACGGUCAAAUAUAAAGCACAAGCCUUGUGGCAGGGGAAACAUGAAACUUGCUCUUUUUAUCGAUUUUAGUUCCACAACAGUAAAAUAAAUUUGUAAAGUUCUUUGACAAACAUUUCAACUAAAAGUCUUCAUCAGUGUCUUCAUGUGGUAUGAGGUUUGGGUGUUCGUAGGAGUGUGUUGACUCCAAAAGAGUCUACAUAAAGAAUCUGAGCAUCAUGAACCAUUCCUCCUCUGGUGUGAACAGAUGAACUGUUACUAAGCAUGCUUGAGACACAUGAACCAGAGGGGAAAAUAAAGUAAAAGGUAACAGCAGCUAUAAAUGCUUUUUUUUGCUUCCUUGCCGCUUCCAGCUCAGGUAUAGAACCAAGACAAUUGCCUGAUGUUAAAAUUAUGAUGAAUACAGUAAUGUCUAGCAAGACAGGAGCUGUUUAAGAAAAUUACUAUUUUAAAGUCAAGUGGACCUUAAAUGUAACCUGAUUAGCAGCUGUUUUAUUUGGAUGUGCCUUCUUUCAUUGAAUUGGAGUUUUGUAUAUUCUGUUUAUUCUUUAUAUUAAGUGAAGAGACUUGGAUGUAUCUAACAUGUGACAAAUUGGCCUUAGACCUGAGCAGUGGUAUCAAAGUGAUUGUUAUCCUUGCCACCAAGGUGCAUGAUGGGUGUCCCAAUGACAAAAGCAGGCAACCUGCUUUCAGACAGUGACUUUCCAAGCUGUAUUGUCUCAGUAAAGUUCCAUUACAGGUGGUGUCCAGAAGAACUUAACCUUUUCAGUGCCACAUCAUUUUUCACAUCUGGACUUAAUGAACAAUUAUUAUUAUUAUUAUUAUUUGCACAAAUGUAUAUUUCUAGUUUUAUUUUGUUUAAAGGUAGUAAUUGGCUUUGUUUAAAGGUAGUAAUUGGCUUUAUUAUUCAGUAGCAUUCUAUGUGCUGAUUUUUGUGAGCCUAUCCUGUAAAUGAAGUUGAGAAAUAUCUACAGAAAUUAACUUUGCUCCUCAACAAACAGUUAAAUCAUGGGCUCAGCGGAUUUAAGCACUGCAAUAUCAGUAAAUGUGAAAAACCGAAAAUAAAAAUAUUACUAAACAAAUUAGAUCUUCAACUAUUUAUGACGUGAGUUAAAAAUUAAACAAAGCACUUUAUACAAACCUUUCCCCCACUUUUCUUUCAGUUCACGUUUUUUGCAUUAGGGCAAGAAGGCAUGGCAAUGUAUUUUUGUUGCAGGGGUUGGCUGAAGAAAAUGAAUUAACAUUUCAAAAGAAACAUGAAACCAAGCAGUAUUGUAGGACAUAAUAAGAAAGGUCUAUGGUCCUUGUUAAAAGGUUGGCUAGGUUGGCUGUUGUAUUUAUUUUAUGAGAAAGAAAUGCUGACUUGCAGUGAAUAGAUGAGACACCUUGUGUCAACCGCUAAACUCUUGUGUUUUCGAGAGCAAUGUGAUUCAUCUAGAUUAAUAAGGAUUCUCAAUGUAUCUUUCACACAAGUUGAUUGUCCUUGGGAGUAAUAUUUACUUAGAUUAAAACUGUAUUGCUGCUGUCUAGCUAGAUUUAAACUGCAACAAGGAAGAGAAACCUCCGGCUCCUAGCGUUGGGUUUUGAAUUAUGCAAUGACUUUUCACUGUAUAGCUUGACCGUGAUGGUUUCUUCUUAUAUUUAUUGUUAGGUGGAUGAUUGUUCGAGGCAGAUAAAGACAGUAUGUUUCUUUUGCUUUGCAUUGUUAUAUAAGGUAAUUAUACAAUUAAUGCAUUUAAAGGAGGUGAGUGUAAACUGCAGGCACACAAGUUAUAUUUAGUGAUGGGCUGAUUUCAAGGACUUUAUUUUAAUUAAGGAAUCGACAGUGUGCUAAAGUUUUGCAAAAAGUGGUGCAAAUUUAAUUUUGGUGCAAAGACUGGACCAAGGUAUCAAACCUGUGUGAGCAGCAUUAACCGAACCAUAGCUAGCAUCUGCAAAUUUGUACUUUUAUUUAUGUAAAAAAAAGUGCCAUUUAUCACAAAUCUUCAUGCUUUGUAAAUUUCCCAACAUAGUUGUUCAAUUGAUGUGUAUACUAGUGUGUACUCCUGAAAUUGCAACAGGCUAAAGUGAAAGAAACUGACCCAAAAUAGAACAAACACACACAAAUGUGUACAAGUAAAGACAACAGGAUUAUUAUCCAGUUCUUGACCCUGAACAUUCAAGAUUCAAACUUCAUUUCUGAGGAGCUGCAAUAGACUGUGGUCUCAGAUCUUUUCAGCAAGAAUAUAAUGUAUUUCUCUCCAAAACCAUUGGGGGCCUGACUCAAUGUCAUGGGGGAGAUGUAUGAGGAGGGGUUGAUAGUAACACUGAAGCAUUUGGGGAACAUUCAUGGAUUUCCCACCAACCCUCCAAAGCUCAAUGGGUUAUAGUACUUCCUUGCAUACAGUUCAUAUUCCAACUGCCUAGAUGUUUAAUUGUGUGAGAAGAUUCUUUUGAGAAACUGAUUGAUGUACCAUGUUGGGAAAAUCUACAUGAAGAAUGAGGAUGGUUAAAGCCAGCUCCUGAAAAUAUUGAGAACAAUAUAUAAUACCAUAGACACUGUAGGCACAGCACAAGGAAAAAGAGCUGUUUUCACUUUUCCUAUGUGAAAAAGUCUUUGUAAUCAAUGAUAAAUGUUAAUGUGGUGGUAUAAUUGUGAUGAGACGAGGUGUGAAAUAAACAGCCACAAUGGCAAAUAAUUUUCAUUGCUAAAUUUAAGACAAUUUGAUUUUGGGGCAGGACUAUUUUGUUGAAAAGUUGGAGUCUUGGAUCACAAACUCAAAUCGGGUUGUCCUGGAGAAACCACGAUUGCAUUUAAUAAGUCUUAAGAUAAUGCCUAAAAUUUCAUAUGACUGCCUUUAGCCAAGGGGACACUAGUCUAGAUGUUGCUAGAACAUGUAGAAUGAAAGCUGUUGCUUCUAAAUUGUUGCUUCAAAUUUCAGGGGACACUAUUCUACAGUAUGUAGAAAUUGUAGCUAGAAUGUUGAUGGACAACACAGAGAAGACAAUACAUAGAUGAUAUUUCCUAUCAAAAAGUUU